AUGGAGUACAACGGCGCCACGCCUCCGAUGCCUCACCUGCGGCUCCCAGACGACUAUAUAUACAACCCGCUCUUUUUUGUACCCCACUCGAAGUCCACACCCGAGCGCGGUAUCGGUGAGGACAAUGUUAGGGCGUCUCCACACCCUCGAUCACACGCAGUGUUGCCCUGCACCACCUACCUGCAUCGUCCACUGCGUUUUGCGCCACCAUUGUCGCCCGCGAGGCCAGUGCACAGCCACCGCCCCCGGUCUGGCAGCAGGAAGACCGGACCCCCGCACAGGUCACCUCAUUCUUUCCCUGCAGCCGCCUCAGCGCCUGGUCAGAGGGACUCUUCGUCAGUGGAAGUGGCGAACGCUUCGUUGUUGGAACUCACUCCUAUGCUGGCGCAGGGAGUGAGGGUACAACAGCGGCACUUGGCUGUCGAUCACACCGCGGGGCAUUCGGUGACGGCACCGUCGCAGGACGUUACAGUGGACACGACGACUGUCAACUUUCACACCUCCAUUCAGCGGCGUACCCGCGCCACGCGGCUGCGUAUCGAUUACGUUCACCACUGCAUAGAAGAGCGCGACAAGGCGGCGCAGAACAUCUUCUUUCGACCGAAGGGACAGUCACUGCCAACGUCCGCGCUGAACAGCCCACGUGGACAGCACCGCACUGCUUCAGUUUCCGCACCGUGCAGCACCCCCCUCACGCCAACGAGCCAGCACGGUAGUAGCGCGGCGUCUUUGCAAACGCCGCGGUCCACCAAAGCCGCGCAUCUCCGGCAACAGGCCGCGACUCAGCGAAUAGAGGAGGCCGAGAAGUGGAAGUUGGAGAAAGGCGCGGAAGAGGGCUUGGCGCAAGCAGCAAUCGAGUCAGCUUCACGCCAACCAUUGGUGUCACUGAAGGCUGGAGCUCCAAUGAGCUCAUCCUCGAAGGCUCUCUCAGUGGAGCGCAAUGGCAGCGCUCUCGGUGAGGCUGCUGCGACUUCUUCCAACGGUGCUUAUCCGUCGCAUCAUACACCGCGUAGCCGCACCUCACACACCGGGUCAUCCGCUGACACUAUCGUCAGUGCAAGGGAGAGGGUGAAGACGGCAAAGAGGAGUUCUUCCACGCAUUCUGCGCCGAGAGAGGAGUGGCGAGCUGCCGUCUUGACCUACUUUGAUGACCGAGAGAAAGCUCUAGACCAGCAGCAGAACGUUGCUGAAGCGACGUACGGGGCAUCCGAAGAGGUCGUACUCGAUGCCCGUGUGUCGUUAGCCAGUGCGAAAGACCUCCCUUGCAAACCAAGCGAUGAGGCACUCACGGUUCUCCGCGGAGAGUCGACCAGUGUGAAGCCCAAUGAGUCGAUAGCGGUGAGACUGCCGCCUACCGCAUGUAGCGAUAACAAGCGCAUGCCGCCUCACCACCAUUGCAGCGGCCGCUCACAUACCGCCCAGUGCGAUGCAGGUAGCCCUUCACCUGUGGCUCUUCGCGACGUGCGCGGCACUGGCAGCGCACCGGCGGUCCAGAUGACAGAGGCAAAAAUGACUCCGAGGGAGGAUGUUCAACUGGCGCAGCGUGCGGCCUCGCCAAAAUCGUCGUAUCAGUGGGAAGGCGACGCCACCUCGUCUUCCUCCAUGCCAUCCAUAGUGUUCACGUUGUCGUCUACCCCUCGAGAGGACAUCGCAGGCGAAGAGCUGCUGAGGGUUCGGCAGGACAGACCGCAGGUCCCCGCUCAGGGAAGUGGGGCUCUCGAAAGUUGUGACAGCGCACUGCUGCUUCGGGGCCCUCGCCGAGGGAGCGAGGAGCAUUCACCGAGCACCUUGGGAUUUCGAGCACCUACGGCUGCUGCACCUUCUUCUGGCGAGCGAGGCGCGGGGUUGCCUCCGGUUGCGUUGUCAGCCCUCUCCUGCUUGCCUUCACCAAUGCACGCUGGGGCGUCUGUCUUGUCUGACGAGGCGCGGAUGCCCGCUGCUGCUGCCUCCGAUCCUAACGAGGGAAAGACCGAAAUUUGCUGUGCCGGGAGGGAGACCAAAAGGACUUGGCCCCUCACCGGGGCGAACAAUUUUCCCGGCCUGCGACCAACUCUUGAAAAACCGCCCAAGGGCAACUCCAAAAGUCUUCCGUACCCUCCAAACCCGGAAAUGUUAAAAAACCUGUGCGUUUCCCCGGUUAGGGGCUGCGUACCC
Molecule: messenger RNA, 2154 nt
Organism: Leishmania braziliensis MHOM/BR/75/M2904
Lineage: Eukaryota; Euglenozoa; Kinetoplastea; Trypanosomatida; Trypanosomatidae
Exons: 1
Source: RefSeq, a predicted model, not a curated record